GGUAGUGGCUGUAUUAUGAGAUGGGGGGAGGGGUAGCGCACCAUGUGACCAUCCUCCGCCUUCCUCGCAGGUCUCCACAUGAAUUAUGAACAUUGACAAUAACCUGGAAGGGUUCCUUAAAUGUGGCCACACCUCCAUCCUGCAACCUUCCAGGGCGGGGGAGGCUGAGCGGCCCUGCACCCCCCUAUCACAGACGGACCUCGGCCUGGCCGCUCAGGGGCGCGGCGGGGAGAUGAUGUCACAGGACGAGCUGAUGGUGCAGGAGGAGACGGUGAAGAAUGACGAGGAGGAGGGCGACUCGCCCGAGAGGUUGCUGCCCCCCGCCUUCCAGUACACGGUCAGCCGCCGCUCGGAAUUUCUCCAUAGUUAUCAAUUAGUUCAUGUGAAGCAAGAGAUCAAGCUCACAGAGGAAGUAGAUCCCCGCCUGAUGGACAGCAUGCAGCUGACUGGACCUGUAGAUCUUCAGAAAAAGAAGAAAAGAAAACAGCGUUCCCCGGCCAAGAUCCUGACUAUUAAUGAGGACGGUUCUCUGGGCCUGAAGAUCCCCAAGUGUCACGUGUGUGAGCAUUGCAACGCUGCCUUCCGAACCAACUACCACCUGCAGAGACACGUCUUCAUCCACACAGGUGAGAAGCCCUUCCAGUGCGCUCAGUGUGACAUGCGUUUUAUCCAGAAGUAUCUUCUGCAGCGACACGAGAAGAUUCACACAGGAGAGAAGCCUUUCCACUGCGAUGAGUGCGGAAUGCGAUUCAUCCAGAAAUAUCACAUGGAAAGACACAAGAGGACGCACAGCGGAGAGAAACCCUACCAGUGCGAGUACUGCCUACAGUAUUUCUCCCGGACGGACCGGGUCCUGAAGCACAAGCGCAUGUGCCACGAGAACCGAGAGCGCAAAGUGAGUAAAAGCGCCAGCAAGUCCAGCCUGUUAUCCCCGGACGGCGACAUCUUCGCUGCUCUGGCCAAAGAAGGAGCGUUACAGAAGAAGAAGCAGCAGAGGGCGGACAAGAUGAAGCUGCUGGGGCUGAGCGAUAAGGAGGGCGGCCUGGAAAAGGCGGAGCAGAAGAAGGAUAAGGCGGAGUUCCUGCCCCUGUACCCCAACAGUACCAAAGUGAAAGACGAGUACAUGGUGACGGAGUACUCCAUGGAAAUGUCUCAUCCCUCCGUCAGCGACCUGCACCUUCAGGAAGACGUGUCCGCCGCCAUCAGCCCCCCAAAACUGCUGAUUAAGAAAGUGAGCAACAAAAAGAGCGGCAAACACCCGCUGGAGCAGAGCCAUUCGUUGGAGCAUAGCCAAGCGCUGGAGCAGAGCCAAGCGCUGGAGCAGAGCCAGGCCAUGGCGGCGGCGCUCACCGCUUUCGACGACGGCAAAGUGGGCAAGUAUACUUUUGAACUGGUGGACAAACAGGCCCUGCUGGACUCUGGUAGCAACUCGGACAUGGACCACGGCGACCCGAUGCAGGAGGGGACCGCCAAACCGGCCAACAGCAGCGUCAGCUACGAAGAGGCCAUGCAGUUCUCCAAGAAGAAGCGCUACCUGCUGGCCGCCACCAGCAACGGCAGCAGCCGCGAGUACGCCCUGAACGUGGGCACCAUGGCCUCUCAGCCGUCAGCCACCCAGGCGGCCGUGGCCAGCGUCAUGGACGAGAGCAGCGCGGCCGCCCUCAUGGACGCUCAGGCGCUGAACGUGGACAUUAAGGCCAACCAUGAUAAAAGCGUGAUUCCGGACGAAGUGCUGCAGACGCUGUUGGAUCAUUAUUCGCACAAAGCCAACGGGCAGCAUGAGAUCGCCUUCAGCGUAGGAGAUACCGAAGUCACGUCCAGCAUCUCCAUCAACUCCUCGGGGGAGACCAGCCAGCCGGAGAACCUCGUCGCCCCCGCCCAGGUCUCGCAGUCUGACAAGGCCAGCAUGCUGCAAGAGUAUUCGAAGUUUCUGCAGCAGGCUUUAGAACGGACCAGCCAAAACGACGCCUAUCUGAACAAUACGAGCCUUAACUUCGUCACCGAUAGCCAGGCUCUCUCCGGUGCGGCGGCCUUCCCGGCGCUGGACAAGCACGUCUACGCCACGCUGCCCAUCACCACGUACCGGGCAAGCAUGUCCACCCCGCUGAGGGUGUCGCCCGACAAAUCUCACUUCGGACUAAUAGUGACCGACGCCCAGAGCACCUUCAGCUUUCCAGCGGACGAUGGAAGCCACGCCUCCCCCACACCUUCGUCGUCGGCGCAGGAUUUCAUCGAUCAAGUGACGGCUCAGAAGAAGCCCGAGACGCAGCAGACUGUCCACCAGACCUACCAGCUGGCCGCGUUCGAGCAGCCGUUCAGAGCGCAGUACCACGGCAGCCGCCCCCCCGGGAUGUCGCCCCAGUUCAGCCCCGCCAAUGGACAGGUGAACCUGCGGCAGCCCGCGGCCGGCACCGACUUCUCAGAAUUCCCCCUGGUGAAUGUAAGCGAGAGCAGGACCCCCUUGGCUUCAACCCCCGACCCGGCCACUAGCCAGACCUUUGGUUAACGCUUUCAGUUGAAGCCCCUUUUGUAUCCAGAAAGGGGGGAAUGUUGCACAUUGCUAAACCUUGACAGGAAGCUGGCGUGUUAAAACAGCAGUCUGCCCCCCCACCCCCAGCGCCUAUGUAAUGCCCCCCAACCCCCGCUUCUUUACCUCUGCAAGGAAUCUGGAUUGCAGGUGUCAGUAUUGUGCGCGCUGGGAGCGGAGUGCUUCCCCAGACUGGAAUGCUAAGGCUGGGGUGUGCCGCUCAGUCUGGUACACUGGUAGUCGCUUGUUGUGGGGGGAGGCGGGGGGCUGUAUUUUGGCUUUGCUGUGUUCAGGCUGCUGUUUUAACCCUUUUGGGGCCACCGGUGAAGCUUUCUUUUUUUUUUUUUUUACCUGAAAAGGUAACAAAUUCUCUAUGGCACUUUAAAGAGACCUGUUUGAUAUUGUGGCCCUGGAUAGAAAAAAAAAAGGGCCCCGCUCCGCAGUCCUUCUGUUUUUUUUUUUAUUGUCACGGUAGAGGAGUGGGACCCAUUCAAGACUGAUGAAGAGGGACGGGGCCCUAGGUGGCACCCAAACAACUCCUGUUCCCUCCAUCUGUAUACAUGAAAUGACAGGACUCUGGCCUUAUCCGGUAGAGAGAUCUGCAGAGCUAUUGUACUAAGGCCUUCACUGUUGGUGCAAUGCUCUGCAGACUGUUGAGCCAUGUGCAUACUGUCAUUGGGGGUACGUUGCCUAUGUCUAUAGGGUGGUGGUGGUGGUGGUAUACUGACGCUGUAGAAGCCAUGGUCUCCACCGGUGCCUGAACAUACUGUAGCACUUACCUACGGCAAUGGCAGAAGUACUGCCAAUGCAGGUGGGGGUCCGUCUCAGGCCUGUGAGAAUGUAUAGACUUGCCGCAGCCCCCCCUGUUCUUAUUAAUGGCAAUGGCCGACCUCCAUAUUGUAUUGCUGAGCUUGUACAGCGCCAUCUGGAGGUUCUUGAGAUCUGCAGGGGGUGGGGGGGACUUCCUGGACACACAACUUUCUGAGUCCACAGGAGAGGCAUUUCGAGUGGUUGAUACGCAGGCACGUUGCGGGGGGAUAAACGCACUCCUAAUGGCAGUCUGCGCAGGGCCUUAGCACUCAGUAAUAAGCAGAUUCUCACAUGGUGAGCGGAAAAAAAGCACUUAGCAGCAGCUCUAUCAAUUUAUAUUUUGUUCAUUCGUCCUCCAAUGGAUUUUAGGCGCUUGUCGGUCUGUGUAUCUGGUAAUACGACCCUCUCGGCGCAGCAGCGCACACACACACCAUACAUAUCUAUAUGUAGCGGGAUUUGUAUGUGUUUUUAAGGGUUUUUAUGUUAAUUCUGGUACAGAGCAUGUCCUCUGGUCAUCCUAUGAAGCUGUGUGACGUUUCAUGUUUUUAAAAUGAACCCGCGUAAUUG
Molecule: messenger RNA, 3904 nt
Organism: Rana temporaria (common frog)
Lineage: Eukaryota; Metazoa; Chordata; Amphibia; Anura; Ranidae
Gene: ZNF148
Product: zinc finger protein 148
Exons: 6
Coding region: 86-2506 (806 amino acids)
Biological process (GO): regulation of transcription by RNA polymerase II
Molecular function (GO): RNA polymerase II cis-regulatory region sequence-specific DNA binding; DNA-binding transcription factor activity, RNA polymerase II-specific
Source: RefSeq, a predicted model, not a curated record